GUCGAAAUAUCGGUUUUGAAAACAGCGCUGUCGCGGUUGCCGUUUGGCAAGUGAUGCUACUGCAGAGGAUUCCGGAGCGCGAGCUCGGAACGGCAGCGGGAGAGAAGUAACCACUCCCCCUCCUGCUCUUCUCCUCUUUACUUCAAGUAACGGCAGGUUGUGCUGGUGGAGUAAGCCGUAGCCCAACAUGAUCCCCUCCGACUGAUGCGCAAACACGUCUUGUGUUUUGCCAAGCAGCUGAUCGCUUUCUUCAGUUAAAGCCAUGCCUGACGAGUAAAGAUCCCUACUUGCUAACGGCAAUAAAACAUUUUUAAUAAAAAUUAAUUGCAAUUAAAAAACAGCCCCCUACAUGUCUCUCCAAGUAGACUCCCUCUUGUCUGUCCUGCUGGAGUAAAUCCCCUCUUCCAGAUAGGCUCUACUGCCCUGCCCUCUCUCCACACUGCCCCACUACUGCCCCUCCACAUCCAGCUGUCACAAUGCCGCUCCACCUCAGAAUGGUCAUCACCUAAAGAUUCCCAUGCGUCCAGUGAGCGACGAGUCGGACGGACCUGCUCCUCCUGUAAGCUUCUCGCGCCCCCACCCCCCAGUGGGCCCCCUACCCACCUCUGAGAUGUCCCUGCUCCACUCGCUGGGCCCAGUGCAGAGCUGGCUGGGCCAGGAGCUGGAGAAGUGCGGGAUCGACGCCCUGAUCUACACCCGCUACGUCCUCAGCCUGCUCCUGCACGACAGUUACGACCUGCAGGAUCAGGAAAAUGACAUCUUCUUGGGCUGGGAGAAGGGAACUGGGAAGAAAUGGGGCAAGAGUAAGAAGAAAGGAGGAGGGACGGACCUAAGUCUGGAUGAGAUAAAGAAGCAAGCCGCCGUGCAAUGUCUGCGUUCUGCAUCUGAUGAAAACUCUGGAAUUGAGAGCCUGGUCGAGGAGCUUUGCUCCAAACUCAAGGACAUCCAAAACAAACAGAAAGAAGAAAAAUGGCUCCACAAAAAAUCGGAUGGAUCUCAGUCUCCUGAACAAGUUGAGUCCCCUUCCUCAAAGGACCAGGUGGAAAUGUAUUAUGAAGCCUUUCCUCCUUUGUCAGAGGGAUCUGUUUGUCUCCAAGAGAUCAUGACGGUGUGGAACAAGGCUAAAGCCAGCGCUUACUCCGGCUCAUCAUCCUCUGCAGCCCCGCAGACCAGCACCGACACCUCCUCCCCAAAAGAUUGCAACAGUGAUGGUGAAGCUGCUAAUGAGAGAACCCCUGAGGCAUGCAACACUACCACUAACCCAACCAGCGAGAGAGCCCAGCAGCGACGCAGCAAGAAAGAGAAAGAGAACCGAUACCAUGGUGGCGCAACAGCGGAGGACCGAGCUGCCGUCCACAGCAAGAGGCAGGCGAGGCACAGGUCAGAGGGCAAGUAUCGGCCUCGCUCCUGGUCCUCUGGCUCUAGCGAGACUGGCUCGAGCUCCAGCGGGAACCAGGGCAACUCCAAAACGUCCAGCAGGAAAGCAGUCAGAAUCAGGCACAAGUCCAAGGAGGCGGGCAGCAGGAGUAAGAGGGGGCGCAACAGCGGACAAGUGAAGCUGGCUCUGAAGGCCAUCGACAAAGAGGAGCGUAGGAACGCUGGAGGAAGCAGCAGCAGCACCACUGGAGGCCCUGCAAGGCAAACACAGCUCUACAAAAAGGGGAAAAGACCGCUGAAGGAGAUUCGAAAAGAUCCAGGUUGGGGGGACGCAAAGGAGUCCGGAGCUGAUGCCAGCAAGAAAAAGGAGUACAUGGAGGAGCCCCUGUGGUACACAGAGCCCAUCACAGAGUAUUUUGUACCUUUCAGUAGCAGAAAGAGCAAACUGGAAACAAAGUACCGGAGUAAGGUGGACUCUCCAGAUGACUCAACUAUGUCCGCCGACUUGGAAAGGCUGUCUGAGAGAAUGCAAGGCAUCUACAUUGCCAACGCAAGCUUCCAGAGGGCGUAUCUGGCAGCGGGCACCUUCGUUGAUGGGCACUUUGUUGAGGUGCCAGGCGACGCAAACGAGGAGGCUAACGAACUCAAUGGGACCUCAAGCUGCCCUCCGCCCGAGGAUAGUAGAGAUUUAGAUGAUGACCAUCUGUCUGAAUUCACUCACUUCUAUGAAGUCGAUAUUUAUCAAUCCAUAUUGGAUCCUAGUGCCUCAGACUCAGUACAAGAGAGUCGGAUCUUGAGCAUGAUUAGACAGAAGAGCGAAGAGCAAAGAGACUUUGAGGCAGAAUGUUGUUUAGUGUUAGAUGGCCUUGAGCUGCAAGGGGAAAGUGCAAUAAGGGUGGACUGUCAGGAAGCUUUGGCAGCUGAUGGGUUCUUCAUGCAGGAUUUGGAAAACAUGGCUCAGGUCUGGGGAUGUUAUUCAUCCUCUAGCUCUGAAGAUAAAGAUGGAGAAAGCUUUGUCGGGGACUCUCCCGUUCAGCUCUCCCCCGCUUUGGACGGCGUUACAUUCACCAUCAGCACGCUGCCUGGAACCCUGGAGGAGCCUCAUCUCCCAGAAGCCACCAGCGAAGCGUCUGGUCUGAACUCCUCCUGCUUCUCUCUUUUUGAGCUGCAGUACGAUAGCCCCACUCUUCCUUUUCCCUGCGACUCACUCACCGUUGGUCACGAAAACAACACAGAUUCAAGUAGCUGUCUAGAACCACAUUGUAACAAGCAGUCUCGUUUGCUAAUAUGGACCAAAAAUAGUGCCUUUGAUGAAACUGAACACUGUUCAAACCUUUCAACGCGAACCUGCAGUCCAUGGUCGCAUUCGGAAGAGACGCGUUCAGACAAUGAGCAAAUAAACGUUCAAACAGAGGAGUCCGCUCUAAUUGGCAAUGAAGAUAUUAAUUGUAUAAUCCUUCCUAUCUCUGGUACAUACCUAGAAGAAGAAAUCCUGGACUUUUUACAAGAAGACACCGGUCGCCAGUGCGAGGAGGCCAAUGUAGGCACGGUGUCCAAUCCGACCUUCGCAAAGAAAUCUAAAUUGGAGUCCAUUUGUGGAAUAGCGUUAGAACAGGACGAGAGCAAACAGUACGACGCUGGCAUGUUUUCAGAUGACACAAACCAACAGAGUGAUAACUACAGCUCAGGGAUAAUAAAGGACAUUUGGACAGCUAUCGGAGAUGGAGAUCCUGUACUAUCACUAGGAGGAGAGAAGCCAGGCGAGGGCUUGUUCUCCCAGGAGUCGAGCAGCUACCACUGCGGCUGUCUCGACAUGCAGGCAAAGGAAGUUGGUCCCAUCCAGGGGCCUCCGAAGAAGGCAGUGCAGCACUCUGAGUACCACCUGUGGGAAGGCAAGAAUGAAGAGCAGGCCCUCCUGGCCAAAAACGGGCUCUCAAAGAUGAAUGCUUCUGGGGAUUACAUGACGCCGUCCAAGCCUUGGGACGUGAACCCUGAGAAAGACAACACAUCGUUCAUCCUGGGAGGAGUGUAUGGAGAGCUGAAGACGUUCAGCGGUGACCAGGACUGGGCCAUGGUGCCACCCGGCGACGCGAGAGGCAGCCUGCUACAGUGUGCCGCUGCUGCCGCUUCGGCCUCUGGCUCAGACGUGGUCACCAUUGCUGGUACAGACGUGUUCAUGAAUACUGGCAGCUGCUUUGCCCCUGGCCACAAGCCCUUCUGGAGGCCGCUGGUCUCCUUCGGGCAGAGCGACCAGGCUACUAAAGGAGGUGGGGAAGGAUUGAAUAAGGGGUUUUCUUUAAUCUUCCAUGAAGAUUUACUCGGACCCUGUGCAGGCUUCCGAGGCGAGGAGCCAGGGCUCGACUACCCGUUUGCGUCCUUCGAUCUGAACAAUCCGUUCUCUCAAGUCCUCCACGUAGAGUGCUCCUUCGAGCCUGAGGACAUGGCUUCGUUCAGCCCGGGGUUCAAGCCCAAGUCUAUAUUGUGCUCGGACUCCGAGAACGAAGCUUUCCACCCACGGAUAUACGGCAUCAACCGGACCACCCAGUACAGGGCCAUCCGCAUCUCCCCCAGGACACACUUCCGACCCAUAUCCGCCUCAGAGUUGUCGCCUGGUGGAGGGAGCGAGUCGGAGGCUGAGUCCGAGAAAGAAGAGGAGAGGAGUUUUCCAGUCCUGGCCCCGCCGGACAUCUUCGACGACCCUCAGGCCGACCUCAAACCGCUGGAGGAGGACGCAGAAAACGAGGGCCCCUGCUAUGGGAAGUCAGAACUGGAAUCUGGUAAAUUCCUGCCCAGAUUGAAGAAGUCUGGCAUGGAGAAGAGUGCCCAGACCUCACUGGAUUCUCAGGAGGGCUCCAGCACCCUCCUGCCAAUCGCUGAGCAAGAGAUUUGCUUAGACUGUGAAAUGGCGGCCGCAGUUGGAGCAGCAACAUUGACGGCAAGCGGACGGAUGGACGUCCCAGUCAACAAGAUUCAAAAGGAAGAAUCUUGCAGAGAGAAGGAAGCCUGCAAAUGUGCAGCGUCUGGUCAGAGUCCCACAUAUGGGAAAACCUAUGACUUCAUUGAAGAUUUGCAUGAGUUCCCUCUAUUAAAUAUUAGUGGACAGGGAGGAAUUGGCAGCCAGCAAGAUGAGUGCUGGUGGCAGAACACACUCUGUUCCCCCCUUUUUCCCGGAUCUCAGUGUACAGGGAGCAGCAACAUCUGAUAACUCUAGCUCUGUGGAGAGGAAGCCUAUUGUCGAGAGGAUAUAACCUCUUCUCGUUUGACUGCACCUCUACUGGCAGAUAUGGGGGAGACCUCAGGACCGGGAAACCAAAGGCUUAUGGACAGAGGAACCUCCCCUCCACAUCCCAACCCUGCUGAUUUUCAUUUACUAACUUGAAUCGUGUGUAAUCAACAACCACAACAAAAAAAAGAGCGAAAAUAAUAGGAAAAACUCAAAAAAUAUGUUCUACAUGUCUUCAUGUGAUGCCAUAUCUGAAGACAUGCAUUUUAGAUUUGCUUUAGUUGAUUCUUCCAGACAUUAAUCUUCAUUAGUCACACUUAGAUAUAAGGGAAUAUUUUGUUUUUCCCUCUGUAGGUUUUUCCAACUUUCUUUUUGCUUUUAAACUAGGAUACUGGUAGUUGUGGUGUCCGAAUGGUUGUGCCUGUCCUACUAGUCUCACUCCUUCGUUUCUAGUGUAACUGCUACAAUUUCCAUGACCUGACUGUGAUGCUGCUCUUCAUAACUUAGUAUGAAAGCACCGCGAUUGCAUCCUCUUUUUCUUUCUCCAUCCCUAUCAUUCAGAAAGUGAGAAGAAUGUGCUGAUUUUUGAGUUGUGCAAGAACUUAGAAGUGUAUUUUGGUAGCAGGGGUGCCUUUCUGAAUGUGAAGGAAAGAGAAAGAUUGUGUGCAUCUUUCCUCUGAAAAAUCUGUAUCAAAGAUCCCUCCUCCAGAAGUGUGCAAAGUUGCUCUAAAUUAGUAUGAUUUUGAAGGGUGGUUGUCGGUUUUUCAGAACCUUAGUAGUAGACGUAGAUAGUAUGGUUUGUGAGGCAAAAAAAAUAUAAAUCUUCAACAACACAAAAAAAAUUGCAAAUAAGAAAAUAUUUGAAAACUGCUGUUCAAUGCAACAACAACAAAAAAGCUAGGAAAAAAAGAUAGUUUGAGUUCAAUUUGGGGAGUAAUGGCCCUUUGCAAAAAUAUUUAAUUACAGCCAUCUCUACAGAGGCACCGAUUUGGUGCAAUUGAAAUCAACAUUUUUGCAAACUCCAUAGUACAAACAAUUGGUGCUAUGAAUUACUGUAGCAGUUUCAGUUUCGAUAUUGUGGCCGUGAUCUGUAGAUCCUGUAGUUUUGUUUGUUGUCGAGGCAGAGUGGAAGGAACUUUUGGAGAGGAAAAAAUAAGAGAAAUAAUUGACUGCUGAUGGUUCUCGCUUUAUGUGGGCUUGUUUAAAAAAAAAAAAAGAAGAUUUAAGAUUUUAUUUUAAGAACUUUUAACUAGUAAGUUAACUGGCCUGUAAUAACAAUUGAAGUAAAUACUUACAGGUAUUUGAUUUAAAUCUUAUCAGAGGGCAACAAAUUCAGACUGUCUAGUACAAAGAAUAUAGUAUCACUAUGUUCAUUGGACUGUAAGGUCUACAGCAGAAGCAGGAUAUUAAAGGCAAUAAAUAAAAUGUAGACGCUGACACUACUUAACUCAAGGAAAAGGUGAUCAACCAAAAAUAACAUAAUUCCACCGAAGUACAACAAUAUUUAGUUUUUAUUUAGAUGUGUGUUUUACUUUCUUUUUUGGUAUAAGGUAGCCUGUAUCCAGAAAUGUCUCACUUUGUGUGUGUACGUGUGUGUCUGCAUUGAACACGUAUAGAGAUUGGUUCAAAAUUACAUUGUGUGCUAGAUCUUUAUCAAGAGAAAUGCGAAACAUAUUUGUACCCCAAACCCUCUUAAGUGCACGUGCACAAACUCAAUUUAAUCCGAGGCCCUAAAAUGUUGGUUCGAUCAUUUUUGUGGCCUGUGGAUUGACUAUUAAAUCCUGCGUUAACACACAUCCUUAGACUAAAUGCAUUGUGCAUAUCUUUAUAUCCCUGCAGUUAUUUCAGUUUUUGUUUUUGUUUCCCUUCUUCCCCUUCAAAAUAUUAGUUCAUAUGCUGUUUUUUGGGGGGCAAGAGCCGGGUAAAUGUUUUCGCCCUCAGAAGACCAAGGAAUUGAAGCACAGGCAACAAAUGUUUGUGACCAUCCCUCCAUGUACUCUUGUGAUGCAUCCCUUGCGCAGUCCAAAAUAUUUUCUGCCAACAACGUGUGCACAAACUGGUUUUAAUGCACUGUCACAGGGCACAGUGUCUCCAUUGUGAGCACAGUCAUUGAUCCUAUGUUUUUCCUAUUCAUAGACCUCUUAAUGGACAGUGGUAUCUUGAGUUGGUUUGGCAAAGUCAAUAGCAAACCGUUUCAAUUUGCCAGGGCCUCAGUUUUUGCCCCAUAAUUGUGAUGUUUGUUCUUCACUUGUGUUAAACCGAUCGAAACGUGAAUGAAAGACUGCUCAGAAAAUGUCAGGCUGCUUUCAAUUCUUUUAUUAUAUUUAGACAGUUGUCAGUCCCUCAGGAAUACUUAAAUACUAAACAUUUGUUUUUAAAGUAGGUGGAAAACACUUAAGUCUGUGGCAGUGCAUCAGUACUUUCAUCCAAGCAUUAAUUUAUUACUGAAACUUUAUUUGAUAUUUUGAGCAGAAAAAUGGACAGGUGUUUAUUAAUCCCAAGAUUUGUAGAGUUAAUUGUACAGCACUUAGUUUUAGAGCUAACUUUGAACCGGCCGAGCAAUUUGAGAUUGCAUAAGUAAUGUGAGGUGGACCUUUCAUGGCCCUCGGUCAUAUGCAAUAUGUCGGCGCAUGUAAACUUAAACAUUUAAGCGUAUGUGGAGAAAAGUCACUGAUCAUUUAGCAUGAAACGUUAUUUUUGAGUGAGGGAGAGCUGAGAAAAUAAAGACCCAACCAUUAUUUGUAUUAUUUUUUAUUAUGGAGUGUCUUUCAAAUAAGAGCAGCAUGUCAACAUCACACGCCAUCUCUUUUAAGUUGAAUAAAUAAAACAAAACAGAUUUUAAAUAGAAAAAAUAAAAUAAGUACAGGUGUGGGUAAAGAAGUGAUUUUUUAAAAACUGUGAGCGUGUGUGUCUGGAUAUGAGACCGAGUCACCAAGUUCUUAAAUGGAUGCAUUUCCUUCAAACUCCCAUGUAUUUUCCUUUUAUGUUCUUCCAUGGUAAGGUUGUUUCUAUAUUGAGAAGAGAAAAGUUUGGCGAGAAAAUGCAUCAAGUAAGAGUAUGCAUUUGAAACUACAUUGAAAAGGUUUAACAAAUUGAGUUUUGAUUGUACUAUGGUCUGAAGAACAUAGCAUAUCCAGCACUGAAAACCAGAGUUUUACUCAUCUCUUCAUUCCCACUAGAUGACACCCUCCCAUCCCAGCUCAUCCCAUACCUUACAUCCUCAUCCUCCUCCCAACUGUCUCAAGUGGUUGUAUUGUUCUAAUUUCAUGUACACCCAGAGUAAAUUAUUUUGUUUCAUUGUGGAGUUUUUUUUAACAUCUAAUAAAGGUAUAAACCAAA
Coregonus clupeaformis (lake whitefish) is the source of this 7939-nucleotide messenger RNA. RefSeq lists its product as uncharacterized. The coding region runs from base 518 to 4579 and encodes 1353 amino acids. The transcript is spliced from 8 exons. Lineage: Eukaryota; Metazoa; Chordata; Actinopteri; Salmoniformes; Salmonidae. The record is from RefSeq and is a predicted model, not a curated record.